Pyricularia oryzae 70-15 is the source of this 844-nucleotide messenger RNA. RefSeq lists its product as uncharacterized. Lineage: Eukaryota; Fungi; Ascomycota; Sordariomycetes; Magnaporthales; Pyriculariaceae. The record is from RefSeq and is a predicted model, not a curated record. The transcript has a single exon. The coding region runs from base 632 to 844 and encodes 70 amino acids.
CGCAAGUCAGGGAUGAGCACAGCGAAUAGCUACGGCCUUGCUUGCCCCAGGGGAUUUUUCUAUCGAAUUCCCUUGAUUUCGACGUGAUUCAUUGUUUGCGAGCAAAAACAAAUUAAAAAAAGAAGAAAAAUAGGGUUGAAAUGGAAGAGGAAACACGUCGUGCAUGAGCUCUUUUUUGGUCUUUUGAUGGCUCGGUCAUGCCCGAUUCAAAGGACAGUUCUACUAGAUGGUGAGCUGACUCGCCAGGUACCCGGUUUGCCUAUGCUGCAGCUAGGAAGACACUUGCAACAGAUAGUGCCAGACGACGUGCAAGACCCAGCAGGUAGUCGCGUUUCUAACAAAUGAUCGCCGGCUGUCCUUGCGGGUGAAUGUAAAAACAACCAUGAACAACCAAGCAAGUAACGUUUUCUGACUCUUGACAUGUAAUGCCGCAACCAACCGGGCAGAUACAUGACUUUUUUUUUUCUUUCCUUCCUUGUCAACCCAUGCCCAAGGAAACGCAUUGAAAAUGACACAUAGAUAGACAUGCGAAUGAGUAGCGGAAUGUCAUGGUGUGCAGGUAUAUAUUUAGUUACACAGCAUUAACAAAUAUAGACUAGACUUAGACUGAAGACGACAUCUAUGGUUAACCAUGCCAAUGUCGCUGGAGUCCCAAAAAACCCGCAGAAAUGUUCCGAUGGCCCCGUUACAGACUUGCAAAAGCCCUGUCGUCCGAACCCCCGGGCUGUCGAUUCAGGAGCGGCUCGUUUCCACGUCCCGGGCCGUUGGGACCGGACGUCGCUCCGGCUCUGCAAGCGUCGCCGAUCUCUCACGACAAGGUUUCACAGAUAUGCGACAGGCUUGA